Molecule: messenger RNA, 686 nt
Organism: Hevea brasiliensis (rubber tree)
Lineage: Eukaryota; Viridiplantae; Streptophyta; Magnoliopsida; Malpighiales; Euphorbiaceae
Product: probable LRR receptor-like serine/threonine-protein kinase RFK1
Exons: 2
Coding region: 132-476 (114 amino acids)
Source: RefSeq, a predicted model, not a curated record
GGAUCUUCCACUACAUCUGCUCAUGAUCUCUACCCAGUUAAUCGUGAGUCCAUAAGUUUUGACGUCAGUGAAACUUCGCCACUUUCAUACUAGUGUUAUGUUCAAUAAGCAAGAGAGUUUCGAAAUUUCAUAUGGUUCAGCUUGUUGAUGAGACAUUGAAGUCAGAGGUCAGCCAAAAACAAGCGGUAACUAUGGUUAAAGCAGUCCUUUUGGACACAAAUGCAUCGCCUACAAUUAGACCUACCAUGUCCGAAGUUGUGAACAUGCUUGAAGGUCGAAUGGCUAUUCCUGACACAAUUCUGGAACCCAGUAGCUAUGCUGAAGAUUUGAGAUUUAAGGCCACGAGAGACCUCCGUCAACACUCUCAACGUCUGCAUGGGAGCCAAACCCUAAAUUUAACAGCAGUGCAUACAUAUGGCUCUUCCUCUACAUCUGACCAAGAAUUCUAUGAGAUUAAUCCAGGAUCAAAACCGUAAGAUGUACGUGGGUGUUAGUUGGGUGACUGAAGAGCCACCAGUUUUGUCCCAGAUGCCAUAUUGAAGUUUUGCUGCUUGCCUUCUUUUAGCUCAGGGGGAUCAUUAAGCUUUGCAGUGGGAAUACAUUGAUAUGCAAAUAUUUUUGUGCAAGUUUUUGUUUUCUAUCAACUUUUUUUUUUUGUAUGAAAUUGUAAAUUUAAUUUAUUCGAA